Pelodiscus sinensis (Chinese soft-shelled turtle) is the source of this 6963-nucleotide messenger RNA. It is a transcript of the gene MTERF1, whose product is annotated as mitochondrial transcription termination factor 1. Gene Ontology annotation, cellular component: mitochondrial matrix. The record is from RefSeq and is a predicted model, not a curated record. Gene Ontology annotation, biological process: regulation of DNA-templated transcription; termination of mitochondrial transcription. Gene Ontology annotation, molecular function: double-stranded DNA binding. Lineage: Eukaryota; Metazoa; Chordata; Testudines; Trionychidae.
UCUUUACUAGCUUUGACUGUUGUUCUCUCCUUGUUAGCUUUCAACUUUAACCUGCGAUGAGGAAGAAAGCUCCGAACCGCAGCGGCAUGUGAGUGGAAAAGGAUUGCGACCUAGGUAAAGAGAAAUACCAAUAGGUUGUUUGCACACACUCAAGGUUUAAUGCUGAGCCACUACAAUUAAUGAUGAUAAACAGUGGAUAUACUGUAUUGCAGAGAUACUUGCAGUUGCUGAUCCCUAUGGCAGCCAGGGGGCUAUUACAGACGAAAAACUCACUACUUUUCAAUAUGAAUUAUUUCUGGCUGACUAGAUUUUCAGCAGAGAUUCUGUUCAGACCAGUGUCUUUUAGGCACUUCUGUCUGAAGUUAGAGAGUGCUGCUGCAGAGUCCUACCAGGAGAAUGGCAGCCUAAUAAACAAACUGGCAUGCAUGGGAGUGGAUGUUAAAAUGGUGAGAAGGAGACAACCUGGAGUUCUGAAGAAGAUGAUUACAAAUGAAGAGGACCUCGAACAAUUUCUGCAAAGCAAAGGGGCUACUAAUGAAAUCAUUGCCAGCAUCAUCUCACGUUAUCCACGAGCCAUCACACGCUCCUACGAGUCUCUUGAAAAACGUUGGGAACUUUGGAGAAGUAUUUUGAUGACUGACUUGGAAAUUGUAAAUAUUCUGGCACGUUCCCCUGAGUCCUUCUUUCGUUCCUGUAAUAACAUCAAUAUGGAGAAAAAUAUUACAUUCUUCAGUUCUCUUGAGCUAACCUCUAAAGACCUUUGCAAUAUCUUGACCAGAGCACCACGGGCAUUUUCUAACAGAGUGGAGUUGAACAUUCAGAUGGCUGACCUCCUGCAUGAGAUCUGUUUAUCUUUAGGUGGUAAAAACCCAAAUGAUUUUGUGAAGCAUGUAAUUUCUAAAAAUGUCUUAAUUCUCCUGCGGAGCAGCAAGCAAGUGAAAGCAAACGUUGAGUUCCUGCAAUCCUCUUUCCAUCUGAGCAAUGAGGAAUUACUAUCUCUGCUACAUGGCUGUGGAGCUGACAUUUUGGACUUAUCUAAUGAAUAUAUUAAAAAAAACUUAACAAUUGCUAAAGAGAAACUGUUAUCUCUUGGGUGCACUGAAAGAGAGGUGGAUAGAUUAUUUAUUAGAUAUCCACGAGUGCUCUUCCUUUCAUCCAAGAAGUUCAGUGAUAAAAUAGAUUGCCUCUUGCAAGCAAAUAUUCACAUGAAACAAAUAGCUGAAACUUCUUGGGUUCUAGAUGUAAGUAUCAGUACUAUAACAGACAGAAUCAAGGAACUGCAAAAAGCUAGCUAUGACUUCAACACUUAUGGAAUUGGUGUCCUUGCUUUCAGUAAAAAAAGAUUUGAAGCUAAACUGGAAAAAUUACAUAGUGCACGGUGAUUAAUCAAGAGGACACAAUCCUGUGAAAAUACUGUCACACCUUGAAAUUUUAAAAACUUGAAAAAAAUGUCCUGUUUCAUUAUUCUGAAACAUAUUUCAAAAUAAUUGGUAAUUACUUAGCACUGCUUGCUAAGGAUAAGUUAAAAAUUCAGCUAUCACUAGUGGGGUGCUAUGGGGUGACCAGGAGUGCUGUUUGGUGUCUUGCUUACCAACUGUGAAGGUAGUAGAUAUCAGAUAUUGAAGUGGGACUGUUCAGAGAGGACUCCAGUUGGAGGAGCAAUCAGAGAUAUGUAGAAUAAUGAAUGGUAUAGAGAAGAUAAGUCAGGUAUACCAUUUGCCCUUUCCAUACAAGAGCAAGAGAUGAUUCAUACCUUUGAUUCUGGAACUGGCAUAGCACGGGCAAACCAUUGCAUCCUUUUGGAACCCCAUUGAAGUUCUUGCAGGAGCCCCUUGUUAAAGUGGGAUAUUCUAUUAUUUCUUUACAUUGCUUCAUCUCAUCAUGCAUAGGUAUGCUCUAAGGAGCCUUUGUCCUUGAGAAAUGCAUUGAAAGGUCCACAGAUAAGGGUUGGCAUAGGUGUAUUCUAUAUUAUAGCAUAUCCCCCUGUAAGCCUAUAAAAAUCUAAGAAUAUGAAGAGCUGACUUAAAUCUAACUGGCUUAAAUCUGAUAGACACCCUGAGAAGAGAAGUUUCCUUUACAGCAAUUGGUAAAGUAAUGUAACAUUAAAGCCUAAUGAUUGGAUAACAGAUGAUUCAUUAAAUGAUACAGAUUUGUCUCGGAUGAGGACAAAUGCACUUGGCAUGCGCAAAUCAUAGAUACUUUAAGGAGAGAGCUCCUAAAUGCAGAAAGAGAAUGUGGCAUUAUUUCUUGAAACAUAAUACAGACUCCUUUUGAUUUUUAAGAACGGGUAAUUCUCUUUAUUUCAAGUGCAUAAAGACAUAUUUUCCCCACAUAAUUAUACAGUCUAAGGGUUUAUAAAUAUUUACAUAUGUAUGCUUCUAUGUUUCUUACCCCGUGAUCACAUUUCUAAUGCUUUUGCUUUAACUAGCUGUAAACAUCUAUUUUUUUCACUCUCUCCAUUGCAGGAAGAGGGUGAGGUGUAAGGGCUGGUCUACACUGCCGCUUAACUGUGCUGUAAUUUUCUUGCUCAGGAGUGUGAAAUCCCACCCACCAAGCACAACAGGUUACAGCACUAUAAAGUGCCUGUCUUGUUGACAGGCUCCCAGUGCUGUUAGCUACUCCCCUCGCAGAGGUGGUCUACUUAUACCAUGCUGUAAGAGGACUUUCGCAGCAUCUGUGGCAUGACCAUACUGUCACGUUAAACUCAGCAUUGUAGACAAAGCCAAACAUCCUGGAUUCUAAGUAGCGAUGUGAAUGGAUAACCGGUCAACUGGUUAUCCAAUAAGCAUCACCCUUACUGGAUGACACUUACCAAGUACCGAUUAACCAGUACCCAGGAAUAGCCUCCCACCCAUAGCCCACUAGGGGUAGAGGGCUACUCCAGCCCCAGAGAGGUCAAGAGCUAGCUCCCCUGCAUAGAAGGGGGCUGGAAGGGCCACCCCACAUGUGGGGGAGGCCAGGAACAGGAGCUGGCCAUCUGUGCAUGGGAGGGUCAGGAGUGGGAGCCAACCCUGUUAUGCAUGGGGCUGCUGGCUCCUGCUGCCAGCCCCAACAUGUGGGGGUGAGGUGUGGAAUCACUUAACCCGUUAAACCUAAAGUUUAACUGGUUAAUUGAUAAACUAGGAUGUUACAAUCUGGUUAACUGGGAUAGCUCAGUGGUUUGAGUAUUGGCUUGCUAAACCCAGGGUUGUGAGCUCAAUCCUUGAGGGGGCCAUUUAGGGAUCUGGGGCAAAUCUGUCAGGGAAGGUACUUGGUCCUGCCGUGAGGGAAGGAGACUAUACUCAGUGACCUCUUAAGGUACCUUCCAGCUCUGAGAGAGGUGUAUAUAUACAUUAAAUAUGAAGUGUAAGCAAAAUUCUGGUAGGUAUCUGCUUGAGUUUGGGGACUUAAAUUUGAUCUUGAAUUCUCAGAGUCCUGGGAAAUGUACAUUUUAUCUGAGUAUAGGUUUAAAUGUUUACAAGAGAAGUAUUGCUUACUGAUGUAGAUUUUCCACAGAGAAUAUGCUCAGACCUGUGUCUUCUAGGCAUUUCUGUCUGAAGAUAGUGCUGUUGUAGAGUCAUGUCAGGAACGGAUGUCAAUAAGGCAACAGACCAGAGCUCCGAACAUUAAGAUUACUUCUAGUUAAAUUAUCAAAGCUUAUUUAUUUUUCUGCUGUGUUUCUACAGUUAUUCCUCCCUUGUUGGGAAUUAUGAUAGGUGCUCACAGGGCCAGGUGUCCUAGUGGUUAGCACAUCCAACUUCUGCCUUGCUGCCCCUCCGUCAGGAUGGAUGUGGCUGUACUGCAAUAGGAGUUCCAUGGUUGGCCUGCUCCAGUGGAUUCCAGCCUGAGUCCAAACAUCUACAUUGCAAUUAAAUAGCCUCUUAGCCCAAGUCAAGCAAGCAUGAGUCAGCUGGAAUGGGCCAGCUGUGCAGUCUUUUAGUUGCAGUGUAGAGAUAUGCUAAGAGGGUAUUGUAAGGGGACCCAAACCCUCUCCUCAGCUGGUCCCCGCCUACGUCCCCAUAGGAAGCAAUGUUAUCAGGGUCCUUUUUGCAGCUAAUCCAAGUUUGCUUCCCUGCGCUACUUUCUAUCAAUAGGUCCCUUAAGUUUAGAGCCAUAGGCAGGAGUGGCCCAAGGCCGGCUGCAGCAGCUGGCGCCCCAGGCAGAACGCGCGAUUGGCGCCCCCGCCUGGAUGGCUGUCAAUGGCGUGAUGUAAUCAUUGGGCACCCCGUGACAUCACCAUCGGGCGCCCCGUUGAAGGCAGUGCCCUAGGCAACCACCGAGUUGGCCUAGACUCACGGGCCGCCCCUAGCCAUAGGGCAUUCUAGACACAUCCCUAGUAUCCGACCAGUUCUGAAGCAGUACUGCUAUAGCCAAGUACCUACACUCAACUGGCCAAAAGCCACAUGUGGCUAGUGGUUUGCUUGUUUGACACCACAGGUUUAAAGCAUGGCCCCUGUACUCCCAACAAGUUAGCUGCUCAACAAAAAAGGAAUUUAAAGGAGCAUGGCCCUGCUGGACCUAUGAGUUCUCAAAGACAUUGAGAAGGCAUUGGGGGCCUUACCUGGUCUGUAUUCCUCUCUCAGGCUCAACUUGUUGGCUGUUUCCUAGGGAAAGGUUCCUCUCUCCAGUCUGUCCACCAGCCUUUGCCUAUGCUUCUGAUUUACCUCUUCCUCCAGUCAAGACAUGCUUGGCAGACUGAAGGGAGUAGGCGGGAAGAGGCGCUUCUGAUCUCAAUAUUGCCUUUCAACCCCUUCAGGCCAAGCAUGGGGUUCUCCCUCAGUUCCUGAGUUGUGGUAGUGGGGAGCUAAACCAGAUCUCCUCUGUUUCUUGAAAAGAAAUUGGCUUUUUUCUUUUCUUUGCUUGCAUGAUGGAAUGCAGUUUCAAUAAGAGGUACCACUGAGUGAUGUGCAGGGUGUGGUCUUUCAUGAGGUUCAUCCAUUGGAGUGGUGCAUGGUCUGAUACUAGGCAGAAGGGCUGUCCCCAUGAGUAAUGUUGCAGGGCAUCAACAGCUCAUUCUACUGCCAGUGACUCUUUCUUGAUGACUGAGUUUAUCACCUCCCAGGGAACAAAUUUCUACUGAGAGAGGAUGGGAUGCUCUUCUCCUCUGAAUUCUUGAGACAGUACUGCCCCGAGUCUGGUGUUGUGGGCAUCAUUCAGUACAAUAAUUGUCACUGAUGCUGGAUGGUGAGCUGCUGGGACAAAUGGUUCUUCUGCAACCAGUGAGUCACUCAAAGAAAUUAUCCAAAGAAGCAGGGUUCUGGAAGAUCUAUAAUUUGUGAGAGGGGGUGGUGGUGGCUAGGGAAGGCAUUGCAGGGAGUCUUACUCCUCUGUGGUUCCCUCACAAGCUCAAACUUGUGUCUGGUUUUCAGGAGAGGGGUUCAUCUUUCCUGUAGCUGUCCACCGCUCUUUGCCUGGACUUAUCGGUUCCCUUUUAACUUGCUCGUCCAGUUGGCGCAUGCUCUGCAAGCCUGGUGGGGGUGGGGCCACUUGAGCCCAGUAGUGCCUUUUUAAUCCCUUUGGACCCAGUUUGGAAUUUGUAUAUCUCACCAUAAGAAUAAUAAAACUUUAGGUCCAGAUCCUUUUGAGCAUAAUGGGAGAAUUUCGCCAUGAAAAAUACAGGAUUGGAUCCCUGCUUUUGUCUUGUUUUGGUCCUGGCAUCUGUUUUGCUCAAAACAGUUACGAUUGGAAGUUAAGCCCUAGUAUAGAUUUAGGGAGUCAGAACUUGUAAGUUAGUCCUUAGCUCCUUCCUUUAAGGGACAGGUGAUAAACAUAUGCAGCAAAAUGUGUUGUCAUUCCUCUGAAAGAAACACAUUAUCUGUUGUUAAAAAUCAAAGGUAAUCUCUCUUUGCUGAACAGUGGGGGAGGGGAAGAGUUAGAGGGGGCAGUUGCUCUGGGGCCCAGUGACUCAUAAAGGCCCAUGGUUCUUGACCUCCCCCUACCCUGCUACCACAGGAGUUCUGGUAGUUGGAGACCUGGGCCCAAUAAAUUGCUGCUAUAGUGCCAUGUGGUGCAUUCUGGGAAGCUGUGAGGGCUGGCUGGGGUGGGCACAGUAUGCUCUGCACAGUACUGAGGGCUGCCUCAGCCCCACCCCUUCCACCCAGGCUCUGCCCCAUGCUCACCUUGUCCAGGGCUCCAGCAAGUCUGUUGGCCCCUCUGCUGUACCGUGUAUUGUUGCCCUAGGUGGGCACCCCACAAAUUGUAACUUUAUUUCUGUUGAUGUUAUUUUCAGUGAUGGGGUUUAGAAAACAAAGUUCUUGCAGAUCAGCAAGGCAGGCAUAAAUAUUUGGGAAAUUUCAGUAGCUUUUAUGCCAUGCAUUUGUUUUUCAUUACUGUUAACUUGAUAAAACAUACAACAUAUUAAGUUGGCAUAGGCAAUGCUUUUAAAAUGUGUCAAAUAAUGAUUUUAAUGGCUCUAAUAUCAACUUUAAAUUAAUGCUGGAAAACAGGUACUACAAAAUGUCAAACUGUAUUUGUAUUUCUUGGGUCAAAUAUAAUUUAAAGUAAAUAUUGCUCUCAUAUUGAAUCUCUUUGCCAAUGAAAGAACUAGGGUUUCUAGGUGUCUGGUUUUCUCCUGGAUACUCUGGUAUUUAUGGCACCUGUCCAGUAAAAAAAACCAGAAAAUACUGGACACACAUUCUUCCCCUGCUGUAGCUGGUGGGGGGAGUGUGGGUAUUUAAAGGUCCAGUGAUUUUUUUUGCUCAACAACUUUGGUCCCCCGUUUUGUUUUGUUUUUGUUUUGCUCAAGCAAUUUUUUUCCAUGCCAUGUUUGGGAUGUUUUUUGUGAAAGUAUCUGGCAAUAGUAGGAACUGUAACACAUUUACAGAGAACAAAAAUUGGAAUGAGACAUGGUAAAACAGCUAUUAUUUCCUUUGCCAAUCUAAAAUAAAAUAACAAAUUAUUAGGACAAUAAGCUGUCAGCUGAUGGUCAGGGCAGUGUGUAUGUGCUAUACACCCAGGACUUCAACUGCUGGGACCGGAAUCCCU